Messenger RNA from Prunus armeniaca (apricot), 1638 nucleotides. Lineage: Eukaryota; Viridiplantae; Streptophyta; Magnoliopsida; Rosales; Rosaceae. The record is from the annotation of a GenBank genome assembly.
AUGGUCAUGGAGAGAAGUUGUUUCCUCUUGUCAAUCACCGUCUUGCUAGUGCUGCAGCUGCAGUACAGUUCUGUAGGCACAGUAGGUGCAGCACAAACCAACAUCACCACGGACCAGUCUGCUCCACUUGCUCUCAAAUCCCAUAUCACUAUUGACCCUCACAACAUCUUGGUCAACUGGUCAACCACCACCUCCGUUUGCAAUUGGGUUGGUGUUACUUGUGGCGCUCGCCACCUCACAGUUUCAAUCUUGAACUUCUCUCACAUGGGACUCUCCGGGGCUAACAAACUAUCAGAAAUUCCAAAAGAGAUUGGCUUUUUAGAUCAUGUGGAAGAGUUGUUUGUAAUGUGGAAUGCCCUAAAAGGCCAUGUUCCUAUGGUUGUUUUCAACAUGUCUUCUUUGACUACGUUGACUCUAUAUGGAAACAACUUGAGUGGUGGUCUUCCAGACAAUAUAUGCCAACAUCUUCCUAGUCUUCAAAACUUGAAUUUGGGGGCAAACAAUUUCAGUGGUAGCAUACCAAAAAAUAUUGGGAACUUAACAAUGGUGAAGAAGAUAGAUCUUGGCCUCAACAUUUUGACAGAAUCGCUGGAAAAUUCAUUAGAAUCGAAUAGCAAGCUAUCGGGGAGCCUCCCAGCAAACAUAGGCCUUGGGCUUCCAAACCUACAACACCUUUGUAUAGCAACAAAUGACCUCAGCGGAGUAAUCCCCAACCUCUCCAAUGCUUCUACGCUCAUCAAGAUAGAGUUGCACCAAAACUCAUUUACAGGCAUGAGGGGUAACAUUCCUAUUGGUAUUGGUAACUUGAGCAGCUUGGUACUGUUAUCCAUGAGUGGCAAUCAAUUGAGUGGAUCAAUUCCAACUUCAAUGGGAAGACUUUGGAAUCUCCAAGUUUUGUUUUUGGAUGGUAACAAGUUGCAAGGAUACAUCCCAAAUGAACUUUGUCAACUAGAUUACCUAGCUUACUUAUCUCUGGGUGGAAAUCAGCUCUCUGAGUUGAAAGUUGUGGUAGGCGUAGAUUUAUCAGAUAACCAUUUAUCUGGUGUUAUACCAAGCACCAUUGGGGGUCUUUUGGAUUUGAAAAAUCUAUCCUUGGCAAAUAAUAAUUUAGAUGGCCCUAUUCCAAGUUCAUUUCAGCACUUGAUUAGCCUGGAAUUCUUGGAUUUAUCCAGAAACAAUCUGUCUAGCGUAAUCCCAAGGUCUUUAGAAGCUCUUUUAUUUCUCAACAACCUGGAUUUGUCCUUCAACAGGCUCCAAGGAGAAAUUCCAACAGGUGGACCCUUCCAUAACUUCUCCACUCAAUCAUUUGUCUCAAACAAUGCACUUUGUGGUGCAUCUCGAUUUCAUGUUCCACCAUGCAAAAAUAGUACACUUGAACCAAAUUGGAAGAAAGCUAAAUAUAUCAUCGCAAGGAUCAUAUCAGUAGUUCUCCUAGUCGCCUCUGUAUCUAUCUUUCUACUACAGAGGAAAAGGAAUGUGGAAGUUCCAAUAGAGGCUACCUUGUUCUCUCAACUUCAUUGGAGAAGAGUUUCACACCUUGAACUUCUAAAGGGGACAGAUGGAUUUAAAGAAAAAAAAACUUACUUGGAAGUGGGGAUUUUGGCUCAGUAUAUAAAGGGACACUUUUGGAUGGAAUAG